AUGGUGGGCAAAAAGAGUGGAAAGGCACUCCUCCGGGAGGAAGGCCUCGAAAGGACUGAUAAUAACAUGGAGAUGACAUCGUGGCCGAUCAUUCAAGCCAUCAACCAGAAGAACUACUACACCGACUACCUCAAACGAGAUGAACAGAUCCUCGCCUACCGGUCACAGCGAGAGGAAGACCGCAAUCAGAUGAUCAAGCAAGCUCGAGAUAGGGAUCGGGCACUUGCGCAAGGGCAACUAGUGGAACCCGAUGGGGAUGUCGAUAUGGAUGAGGGCGAAGAAGGGGCUGAAGACGAAGCUUCGAGCGGCGCAAAGACGAUUGUGAUACACAUUGGCUCCCAAAAUCUACGGAUCGGCCUUGCCAAUGACGCGUUACCCAGGACGGUACCAAUGGUUAUUGCACGGCGAGCAGAGAAGUCCGAGAGCGAGGAAAACGAUGGAGAACCCGCGCCCAAAAGAGCAAAACUGGAUAACGGACACCCGCCUCCUGAGCCAGAGAAGCGAUUCGGUGAGGAUUUCGCAAAGAGAUUCUCAGGCAUGUCACAAGACCUGAAGGUCAGGAUGCGGAUGAACAAGAGAAAAGUGUUGCCGCAGUCGAGGGAUAUGGUGACCAGCUACAACCGAAGAAACACAUAUGACACCAUCACUGAACAUAACGACACCAUGCGCAUUGAGUGGACCGACACGAGCGGUUCGCCGGCAUACAUCACAGGCAAGGCUGCCUUGCGAAUACCUGACAAGUCCACACCACGGUACAAGCUGUACUGGCCGAUCAGACAUGGUUGGAUGAACGAGCAAGACUACGACUCGAAGCGCUUCCUGUACGACGACAUUCGGAUCAUCCUCGAGGAGGCGAUCAAAUCACAACUCGAGUUGGAUUUGCGCACUAGGGAUGACUGGGCUCAGUAUAGCAUUGUGAUCGUCAUACCCGACUACUACGAGCGCACGUACGUGACCAGUUUACUUGACAUGGCCAUCACAGAAUUCGGGUUCGGCCGGGUGUGCUUUAUACAGGAGAGCUUGGCCUCUUCGUUUGGUGCGGGCUUCACGACAUGCUGUAUCGUGGACAUUGGAGCACAGAAAACUGCGAUUUCUUGUGUGGAGGAUGGCAUGAUCAUUGACAACUCGCGUGUCAAUCUGAAGUAUGGGGGCCGAGACAUCACGGACAUGUUUGUCAAGAUGAUUAUUUACAAUCACUUCCCGUACUCGGAACUCAAUCUCAACCGCCGAUACGACUUCCAACUCGCAGAGGAGUUGAAGCAAAAGUACUGCACCAUGACCGAAGCCGACAUUUCCGUACAGCUCUACGACUUCCACCUCCGCGCGCCCGGCCAAGACACGAGAAAGUACACGUUCAAAAUCUACGACGAGGUCAUCCUCGCCCCUAUGGGCCUGUUCAGGCCUCAAGUCCUUGACGACAAUGGCAAACUCGUUGGCCGCCAUAAACUCAUUGACCGAUCCUACGAUAUCUACGAUGGGAGAGCUAAUGACCCGACGUCUUCCGCCCAAGCAGAGAUCCUUACCUCCAUCGCACCCGAGGAAGUCUUGAACUCCACCAGCAAACCGGGACCGAAGAUGAACGGACAUGCCAACGGCCUCCUUACCAACGGAAUCACCACCAAUCAAGAAUCCUUCAACCCAGAAUCCCGUCGGCCCUCCUUCAGCAACAUCAAAGAAAUGGACUCCACGCCGCAACCGUCGGCCGCGAGCUCCCCCGCCCGCGCCCCCAACGGUGACAACGGUUCCCCGGCGCCCGAUGACACGAUCAUGGACGGCAUGGACGGCGUGGCUCCUGGCAGCAUCGGUCAACAGAACACAGCACCACCUCUCCCCAAACCGGAGGAGGAAGAAGUCCUCCCACUGGAGCGGCGUGACGACAUAUUACCCGUCUACCCUCUCCCAGCUGCAAUCGUGACGAGUAUAACCCACGCUGCACGUGGCUCGAGCCAGAAAACGUCCGACCUUCUCUCCGGGAUCAUGCUCACGGGCGGAACAAGCAUCAUCCCCGGGCUUGCCGGUCAUCUCGAGGAGUCCCUGAAGGGUAUGCUACCAGGAUAUAGCAAGGACAUCCUUAUUGGACGGCCACCUCGGGAGUUGGAUCCGCAGGUCGUUGCGUGGAAGGGCGGUGCGGUGUUUGGCAGGAUGAGUCGCACGAACGACAGUUGGAUCAAUGCCUUCUUAUACGAGAGGCUCGGGGAGCGGGUACUCGCUCAUAAGUUGAUGUGGGCGUGGUAG
Messenger RNA from Cladophialophora yegresii CBS 114405, 2235 nucleotides. RefSeq lists its product as uncharacterized. Gene Ontology annotation, biological process: double-strand break repair; regulation of DNA-templated transcription. Gene Ontology annotation, cellular component: Ino80 complex. The record is from RefSeq and is a predicted model, not a curated record. Bases 1 to 2235 code for a protein of 744 amino acids. The transcript has a single exon. NCBI's taxonomy places the organism in Eukaryota, Fungi, Ascomycota, Eurotiomycetes, Chaetothyriales, Herpotrichiellaceae.